AAAGCCUGCACUUCAAGUUUCUUUGCACAAGGGAGGAGAAGACUCCUGCCCUACCUCACAGAGGGGUCGGAAGGUUUACACCAGCCUCAAGCCUGGAAGGAUGGUGUCCCAGUUUACCGGCCGGCAGCAUUCUCCUGUGGAUCCUUGUGACGGGAUCAGCUAUGACUUUGAGGACGCUCAUGAUUCACCCAGACUCCUGGACAUUGACCACUGUCCAUGCCAAUUGGACAUCAGGCUCCUGAGGCACAAAGCUGCCUGGGUAGCCCCACUGUGUGUGCAGCAGCCGCUGCAGGAUUUGUACCUCCAGAGGCUGACCAGACAGAACAGUGAGGACCAUUUAGUGGUGGAUGCCCCCUAUCCUUUGGGCUCUUCAUCAUCAUCCCUUGGGGCCUCCCUGGCAGAGACGCCAUUGUCUGAGGACACUGCUGACUCCAUGCACAGCAUUUCUUCUCAGGGCUCAGGAAAAAGUAAUAAUGACUUCUCCGUGACCACAGAAGAGCUGGAGGUACCCCUAGGAUAUUCUCAGCAUGUAUCUCUACUCAGAAGCCCCAAGGCUAUGGCCACUUCACCAUCUUCUGAGGUUGCUAGUGCUUGCUUCGAGUCUCCUCAUGCAGCAGUCUCUGCAGAUGAAGGUGUGAAUCAAGUCAACAGAAGAAGUAAGUCUUUGAAUUCCUUUUCAUCAGAGACAUUUGUGCUACCUGUUGAUGUCGAAAAGGAGAACACCCACUUUCAUGCUGCAGAUAUGAUGAUCGCAGCCAUGGAGGAAGUAAAGUGGCACCUCCUAAGCCAGCAGCAGCCAGACAACCGAAGCACAGAGGAAGCCAGCCGGCCACCCAGGAGCCAUCCCGUACAUGCUGAAGGGAGCUUUCAUACCCACACAAAGCAGGAGCCUGGGUCCUUCGCUUCGUCAGACAGUGGCUACAAAGGUUGUACUGUGCUCAAGGUCAGCCCAGUGGCUGAAACACCUGCCUCCAGUGUGAUAAAAGAGGCCAGCAAGUGUGACUUGGAUGGAUUUUUCAUCUUAGAAUCUGAGAAGCUUAAUUAUAUCACAGGAAUAUUCAAACACUCCUGCAGUUCUUCUAAGAGUGUAAUUUGCAUGCCAGACUUCACUUCUGCUCAGCAAUUAGCCAAAGAGUUGUUCCAAAUAUUCCGGAAGUGCUGGAUGCUGUCAGAAGCAAAUUAUCAGCUGCCAGUUUCUCUGAUCACAGCCGGCUCAGCAGUAAGGUAUGUCCAAGAGGACUUUGACCCCAGUGUGAAUGUAAUACAGGAAGUUACACUGACUCCUCGGAUCAGAGGUACUGAAGACUGGGCACCUCCAGGAUUUCAAAUCAUACAUCAUGUGCAUCCACCACUCAGGAGGGACAUGGUGGUUGUGGCCCAGAACUUUCUCUGUGCUGGCUGUGGAACUGCCAUAGAGCCGAAGUUUGUAAAGCGGCUGCGGUACUGUGAAUACCUAGGAAAGUACUUCUGUGACUGCUGCCACUCAUAUGCAGACUCCUGUAUCCCAGCACGGAUCCUGACAUCGUGGGACUUCAGGAAGUACUAUGUGAGCAACUUCUCCAAAUGGCUGCUGGAAAGCAUAUGGCACCAGCCUGUCUUCAGUUUGCUGAGCCACAACCACAGCCUGUAUGCCAAAGCCAAAGAACUGGACAGGGUGAAGGACAUCCAGGAGCAACUUUUUCAUAUCAAGAAGAUGUUGAAGACUUGCAGGUUUGCUGACAGUGCACUGAAGGACUUUGAGCAGGUUCCCAGCCACCUGACUGAUGAGCUACACCUCUUCUCCCUGGAUGACUUUGUCAGGACCAAGAGAGGGCUGCUAGCACCCUUGCUCAAGGACAUUCUGAAAGCUUCCCUCGUGCAUGUGGCCAGCUGUGAGCUAUGUCAGGGAAAGGGCUUCAUAUGUGAAUUUUGCCAAAGUACAGCUGUCAUCUUCCCAUUUCAGACUACAACAUGUACAAGAUGUUCAGCAUGCAAGGCUUGUUUUCACAAGCAGUGCUUCCAGUCGACUGGGUGUCCCCGGUGUGCAAGGUUCGAAGCUCGGAGAAGGCUUUCAAAGAGUCUGCCCUCUGCAGCGACAUGAUGGCUCUGAGUGUUGUUCAGCAGGCCUUACAAUACCAACGUUGAAUUAAGUGUU
Jaculus jaculus (lesser Egyptian jerboa) is the source of this 2134-nucleotide messenger RNA. RefSeq names its product rubicon like autophagy enhancer (gene Rubcnl). Bases 101 to 2080 code for a protein of 659 amino acids. The record is from RefSeq and is a predicted model, not a curated record. Gene Ontology annotation, molecular function: phosphatidylinositol phosphate binding. Gene Ontology annotation, biological process: autophagosome maturation; autophagosome-lysosome fusion; autophagosome-endosome fusion. Gene Ontology annotation, cellular component: intracellular membrane-bounded organelle; autophagosome membrane. NCBI's taxonomy places the organism in Eukaryota, Metazoa, Chordata, Mammalia, Rodentia, Dipodidae. The transcript is spliced from 14 exons.